GGAGACAGGGGGAUGUCAAAAGAGUGGGAGGGAUAGAGAGAACAGAGAGGGAGUAAAGCAUUACGGUGAAGGGAUGAGAGCGGAGUGAAUGAAGCUCACUCUGUAUGUGCAGGCGAGAUCAGACAGGAGUAAGGAAGAGCGGAGGCAAUUAGACCUGCAGCAGGGGUGACGGAGGGCAUGCCAUCUGCACCUUGGAGGCACCCAGGAGACAUGCAGAGGAGGGGAGAGGGGACCUUCUUAACUCAAUGUUUUAGGGGCUUCCUCUGUUUGGGGCAAGAGCUGACAUGGCUGAGCUUACUGGAGACUGAUGGGCAGAGUGCUGCUGACAGUCAUAACUCUGACUAAAGAAAAGUGCUUCUUUUCCUAAGUGUAUCCUGUGAUUUUUGUGGCAACGGGACAUUUUUUGUCUUUGUACAUGGAUUAACAAUACUGUUGGGGCAGCUGUCGUUUCCACCCCUCCCCUGCCCUGUGAUCACCCACCUGAGCCAUGAGACGGUCCAGCACCGAUGAAUCCACUUACCAUCGCAGCCCAUCUCUGGACAGUAAAGACUACUCUCUGCCCAAAGGGGGUGCCUUCCGGCGCUAUAGCAGCCUUUAUGGGGGGCAGUUUGGGGCAUCCGCUGGUGGCUCUUUCUUUGGGUUCCACACCAAUCCGGGGCCAAAAGCUACUAAAUCGAAGUACACGUCCCCGAAAGGGAAUAAGUAUGUGGUUUUUUACCUGGAUCUCUCCUUCAUUUUUCUCCUAGAGCUGAAGAGGUGCAGGAUGGCACAGAACUGCCUGCAGUGUAUGAAAUAUCUCAUGUUCGUCUUCAACCUCCUUUUCUGGCUAGGAGGAUGCGGAAUCCUGGGAGUCGGGAUCUGGCUGGCGGUUACACAGGGAAACUUUGCCACUCUCUCCUCCUCCUUCCCCUCUCUGUCGGCUGCCAACCUUCUGAUUGCCACUGGAACGGUCGUGAUGAUUGUUGGGUUUCUGGGCUGCAUCGGGGCCAUCAAAGAGAACAAGUACCUGCUUCUGAGUUUCUUCGUCUUGUUGUUGAUUAUUCUCCUCCUGGAGAUCAUUGUGGUCAUCCUGUUCUUUGUGUACACAGACAAGAUUGAUAGAUAUGCUCAGCAGGACCUGAAGAAGGGUCUUCAUUUGUAUGGGACAGAAGGCAACAUUGGCCUCACCAAUGCAUGGAGCAUCAUUCAGACAGAUUUCCGAUGCUGUGGGGUGGCUAAUUAUACAGACUGGUUUGAGGUGUACAACGCCACCCGUGUUCCAGAUUCCUGCUGCCUAGAAUUCAGUGAAAACUGUGGCCUCCACUCUCCGGGCACCUGGUGGAAAGCGCCAUGCUAUGAAACAGUGAAGUUUUGGCUCCAUGAAAAUCUUGUGGCUGUUGGGAUAUUUGCGCUCUGCACAGCUUUGGUCCAGAUCUUAGGACUCACAUUUUCCAUGACUAUGUAUUGCCAGAUGGCAAAGACUGACACAUACUACGCCUGAACCGCUCCAUCACCUGUGCACUCCGCACUGGGAGGUGUGCAGGAGGAAUCCACACGACUUUGACACCCGCUCUUCCUUCAUUUUGUUCUUCCUCGUUUCAUCCUGGAUGCCAUCCCAGUUGUACGGAAUGUCUGUCUUACCAUGAAUUUUUCCUUGGAAUGGAGCAGAAAUAUUGGAUAGGAGGUUGGCCAUGCUGAUUGGACCAUUUAGUUUAGAGGAAAGGAAAAUCAAGAUUCAGGAGUAUCGCUGGAUGUAUGUGUCCCAGGAAAAAAACGAAGGCUGAUGAAAAUAUAACUCAAACACAAAAUGGCAGCUUGUAUCCAGCAGCUGGUAAAUCACUGCUAACAGGACCACUGUCCUGUUUUAGGCCAUGUCUAUAGCGGAGCUUUAAGAGCACAUGACAGGCUAAAAUGUUAUGCAGACCAGUGUCUUGCUGCCCCCUCCCAUGCUGUAAGGCUUAAACUUGAGAAAACAGGCAUAUAUAAUGACUCUAGCAACUCUCACCCAGCCCAGAGUAGCCCAGCUUCUCAAGUUGUUGAAAUAGUAUGAGUUGGGGUACCAGCAGUGGUACAGUUCAAUUAUGCAAUCGUGCAAUGAGUAAAAAUCACCAACAUGGAAAUUCCCACUGUACAUCUCAAACAAAAAUCUUUUUUGCAGUUCUUCGUGCCCCCCCUCACCAUUGGUGCAUUUAGCACCAGUACCCUACUGCCAUUAUGAGCGGGGUUUAUUGCAAGAAACACAUUUAUUCUUGUUCUUCACUUGGAUAAGUUCAAACCAUGCUCUUUACUGAAUCAACAAAGAAAUGAAAUGUACGGAAAGAUUAUCUUCUUCAAGAUAAACCAUUCGCAGAGGGACCAACUGUAUUAAAAAGAAAUGGACGGAUCUUUCAGGCUGUUUGAAGGCCAGAUGUCUUUGUGAAAAGGACUCCGCACACAUGUAUAUAUUGUUUUGGUAUUGAAGUGUGUCCACGCAUACUAGUGUCUAGGUAGGAACUUGGUCCUAACAGACCCCAAGGUUGCUGGGAUGUAAAAACUAUUUACUGGUCUGCUAACUCAUCCUGGUUUUACUGUCCACUUCUGGAGCACAGACAGGAUUCCCUUUAUACUCCAAAAAGAACCUAACUAGCACAACAGGCAUUCUUUUCAGUGCCGUUUCUAUAGUAGAACCUACAGUUUGAAACUGCCAGAAAAUCAGCAGGUCUGCAUGUCUUUUUAUAACCAAGAAGACAGCUCAGUAGGGACAAUCCACACGCACACUAAGAGGGACAGCACAUUUGUAACAGUUAUAAGCCUCAGUACCCCCAGGCUCUGCCAUGGUAUAAUACUGUUCUGCCUCUCAGCUCAUGUGCCAGUUCCUGUAAUAAGUUACACGGAGCCAGGUUACACGACACUUCUUACCCCGUUUUAACAAGCAAGGCAGCUAGGGUUUUUGCACGCUAUCUUAGUUAGGUUUGACAGUGAUGCAAAGUCAUUGUAUCUGUUUGUAUACAGGCGCACAUAAAACCCAUUUUAUCAAGGUUGAGGAGCAACACAUCACUAUCCCCCCUGGGAUGGAAGAGCUACUUUUUUAAUUUAGUUUGUCUUAGUUCUAUGCUUAAUGAUAAACUCUUCUGUCUAGGAAUUGAGAACCCUGUGGGGUUUCCCACUGGUACAUUCAGUCCCUAUUCACGCUGUAUAUACAUUAUUUAUGCAAGAGGUAUAGUGAAAGGAAAAAAUGUUCUAAUAAAAAUCUUUAACAAAA
This is a messenger RNA of Spea bombifrons (plains spadefoot toad), 3220 nucleotides long. It is a transcript of the gene TSPAN4, whose product is annotated as tetraspanin 4. Bases 488 to 1480 code for a protein of 330 amino acids. Lineage: Eukaryota; Metazoa; Chordata; Amphibia; Anura; Pelobatidae. Gene Ontology annotation, cellular component: membrane. The record is from RefSeq and is a predicted model, not a curated record. The transcript has 7 exons.